This is a messenger RNA of Sordaria macrospora k-hell, 1146 nucleotides long. RefSeq lists its product as uncharacterized. Gene Ontology annotation, cellular component: cytoplasm. Lineage: Eukaryota; Fungi; Ascomycota; Sordariomycetes; Sordariales; Sordariaceae. The record is from RefSeq and is a predicted model, not a curated record. Gene Ontology annotation, molecular function: 2-oxoglutarate-dependent dioxygenase activity.
AUGGCUCCUUCCGCUGUCGAGGCCGUCCAGGCUGCUGUCCAGACCACCAUCAACGUCAAGAACCAGGCUACCCAGCAAGGUGCUCCUACCCAGCACGCUCAGCACGUCGAACCCCUCAAGCUCUCCGGUGUUCUGGAUCAGUAUGAGCACUUCGACGUGACUCCCAUCAUUGGCCGCGAGUUCCCCAAGGCCAACCUUGUCGAGUGGCUCAAUGCUCCUAAUGCUGAUGAGCUUAUUCGGGAUUUGGCUAUUACCAUCUCCCGCCGCGGCGUCGUCUUCUUCCGCGCCCAAAACAACCUAACCAACGACCUCCAAAAACAACUAAUCCUCCGCCUCGGCGAGCUCACCGGCCGCCCCUCCACCUCCGGUCUGCACAUCCACCCGAUCCUCAACUCGGACCGCGAGUUGGGGGGCAACGACCCCGAAAUCUCCACCAUCUCCUCCGUCCAAAACCGCAAGCUCUACCGUGACUGGUCCGGCGAGAAGGCCGAAGAGCUGUCCACCAAGAAGCAGUACACCUCGCAAUGGCACUCCGACAUUGCCUUUGAGCCUGUCCCUGCCGACUAUACUUCUCUCCGUCUGGUACAGCUGCCCAAGACAGGCGGUGAUACCCUCUGGGGUUCUGGAUACGAGAUCUAUGAUCGCAUCUCGGAGCCGUAUCAGAAGUUUCUGGAGGGGUUGACUGCUACGUUCGAGCAGCCGGGGUUCAACAAGGCGGCGGAACUGAAUGGGUUUCAGAUCUAUGCGGAGGCCCGUGGUGCGCCGGAGAAUGUGGGGACUGAUCUCAAGGCUGUGCAUCCUGUUGUCAGGACCAACCCUGUUACUGGCUGGAAGAGCGUGUAUCCCGUGGGCGGACAUGUGAAGCAUGUCAAUGGCGUUACGAAGGAGGAAAGCCAGAAGCUGCUUGGGUGGUUUGUUGAGUUGUUAGAGAGGAACCAUGAUUUGCAGGUCAGGUUUAAGUGGAGUAAUGAGAAUGAUAUCGCAAUCUGGGACAACAGAAGCGUCUUCCAUACAGCUACCUUCGACUACGAGGGCCAAGGCGAGCGCUUCGGUAACCGCGCGGUUGGGCUUGGCGAGAGGCCGUAUCUUGAUCCUCAGAGCAGCAGCAGGCGGGAGGCAUUGGCGGCUGCUGGUGAGCUGCUUUAA